Messenger RNA from Megalobrama amblycephala (Wuchang bream), 1058 nucleotides. RefSeq names its product linkage group 10 C10orf53 homolog (gene lg10h10orf53). The record is from RefSeq and is a predicted model, not a curated record. NCBI's taxonomy places the organism in Eukaryota, Metazoa, Chordata, Actinopteri, Cypriniformes, Xenocyprididae. Bases 332 to 610 code for a protein of 92 amino acids. The transcript is spliced from 3 exons.
UUUGAGGGGAACAUUUAGCGUUUGAAAUGGUAACGGAAGAUGCGUCAGUUGGAGUUAAGAGACCUAUUCUUACUUUUAUAGUCCGAAAAGUUAAUUCAGGAAAAACGUGAUAGUCGGCGGCAAUAUUUUAGGAUGUGAGCGCGCUGCGUUCGUCCAAUCAUAAUUAUAUGAUCCAAUCAUUCAUUUAUAAUGACCCAGUUAAAUAUUUGUGAAAAGCCAUUUUAAGUAUCCUGCUGCUUCCAGUGAUCUGUUUGCUUGUUACUAUGGAGAACAGUAUACACAAACGCAGUUCUGACAACAGUCUUGCCUUGUGGUGGCUAACAGAUAGAUUAUGCCUACAAAUUCAGUGGUAACAGUUCGGUAUGGUCCAUAUGAGUCGUGUGGUAUUGUCGAGCACAGAACAUUUCGCCUGGACGGUUUACAAGCGGUCCUAAAAGAAGAUGGCCACCAGUGUGUCCUCGAGAAAACAGAUUACUGGAAUAUAGUAGAGCUCAUUGUCAAUGGAGAGUGCGUGUACACGUGCAACAUUACUGACCUUGAGUUUGGGGGUGAUGGACGACUUGAUCCGCGGUGCCUGGAGGCCAUUGACGCAGUGAGGAACGCGUAUUGAACGCCAUGUGUAUACUGAAUACUGCGCAGUAUACUUUAAAAUAGUGGCUAUGAAUGAAAAAGCUCACUGCUUGCGCAUUAUAAACUGUGUGCUUCAUAUUAUGUUAGUAAAUGGCAGAAUUGAACACUGUGCAGUAUACCUAUAGCCUACUAUUUUUAAAAUAUUCCAGACAUAGUCAAUGUCUUUAAAUCUAGUGAGCUAAGUAAUUCAACUUUAGCAUUUUUGGCAUGAGUCCACUAAUGGUGUCCUGCUGUAAAGGAAGGCAGCACGCACCCUGUGGAGAAACCUCUCAUAUAUGUGCACAGGUAUAUGAUAAAUGAUAAAAAACCAAGCAAACAUCCAUCGUUUGUCACUGACUCACAGUUUAUUGCAUUAUUGCUGAGAAACGUCUAUCAUUCAUCACAAUCUACCACAGUGAAUUAAAUUUAUGAUCUUUUUUCCCCCAUGA